AUGGACGACAAACCCACCGCGAGCGAUUUUUCAAGUCUUGCGGUGACCCCGAUCGCAGCUCUGUCUCCUGAACUUGAUACUCCCGAAGUACGGUAUCUCCAUGCAGUCGUAAUUCUCCUCUGGCCCUUUUCAUCGGCUACGAAGCAAUUUAGCUUGCUCUUGUCCGAGCCAGACUUCCGGUUACGAGGCGGCAAGGGCCAGGUCAAGGCGAUUUUUCGGGAGGGGGCGGCAGAAGCUGUUGCAAAGUCCAACAUCGGAAUCGGAGACACAGUUUUUCUAAGCUUGCAGGGAGCCAAAUGGAGAAGCAAUAGCCAUGAAGAUGCUAAACAGCUAGGCUAUACUGAAUGGAGUUUACUCUUCAGUGGCCGGGUGCUUCUUGAAGCACAACGUACCUCGACACCAUUAAGUAUAGUCAACUUCAAAUGUGAACGAGAAAAUUUGGGGCCUGCAGAACCACCGGUCACGCCAAAAAAAUUGUCUGAUGGAAUCGUGAGCCCCAUAUCUUUAGCAAACCGAAGCUGGGCAUCGCCUGCAUUCUCCCGAGCUUCGAAUGCCCCAUUUAGCUCGCCAUUAUUCGAAAGUCACGCCGAAGAGGAUGGAUAUAUACCAGGUAACGGGAGAAAGAGAACGAAGUUUGGUCGACCGAGUAGUGACUGGGUGUUUGUGGACUCAGCCCCCAGCCCUACGAAGGAGGGGGAUAUGUGGGAUGACGAGGAGCUAGUUGAACGGGCCGUUGAGGCUGAGGAGGCCCCGCUAAGGCCAUCUCCUGAGGCUCCGUCGCCCACCAAGGAUGGUGUAAAUGUUGAAGAAUUUGAAAUCCAAGGUGACGAGGGAGUCGACCGAGAUGUGGCAUCCCUUUCGUAUGAAGUUGAACAAGCUCCUAGAAAUGGCUCCCCAGUUGUUCCCCCGGUACUAAACCUUCCUGAGAUAACUGAAGAUGAGCCACGGGAUGCUUAUACAGAACCAUUUGCAGCUGGUAUAAACGUCGUUGACCGUCAGCAACCAUUAUCUCCCAGUCUUCCUGAAAUUGAGACCCCCCACCUUCACCCGGUUUCCCCGCUAAAUAUACCUGCCAUCUCUCCGCUUGGCACAUCGCUUGGGGCCUCAACGGGUGGCUCGCUGACACCUGCUGAUGUAGCAAUGGCCGGGCCUCCAAUGGUUGACCCGGCCACCCCUUGGAUGGCCAAAACAGGGAUAUAUACAGGGAAUCAGGAACACUAUUCAGUGUCUGACGGGGCGAUGAGGGCCAUUGAUGUUUCGCCCGACCAAGAAAACAGAACGUCAUUUGGCGGCCUUGCAGACGUUGUGGCCCAAAAUUAUCCACUGUCUAGAAACUCAGAGGAACCCCCCUCCGUGGCCAAUGAUGCCCUUCAAAGUGACUCGGAGGAAGAACUAGAAGAACAACCUAAGGAUUCGGGACACAUUGAGGACGCAGGGGGUGAUGAAGUGCUAUCAGUCUAUGGCGACACUUCAUCGGAUGUAGCUGCGGAAGAAGGAGACAGGACCAGAGCAAUAUCAGUUGAAUCGUUCGAGGGGACAUCCGACGAAGAUGAGGCUAGCGAAUGCCCUAGAGAUCAUCUUACGCCCGUUGCUAGUGAUAUAGAUGAAUCGCCAUCACCACAGCCCGCUGAGCGAUAUUCCAUCUCUUCUGACAGCGAUACUUCAAGUGACGAGGCAGAUGAAAACCUUUAUCCGAGAGCUGCAGCUACCGAAACAACCGAGCAAGAAGUUUUUGUGAUACACGACGAUGAAUCAGACGACUCUGAAUCAGAAGUCGAGAGUAUAGGUCCUGCCCAGGGGAGUGGAGGUUUGCAUUCUUCUGCUGAGGGAGAUAGUGAAUCUUCCAUUCAUCCUCGUUCGCAUUCUCCUGGUAAAUCGGCAUUUGAUAAACCUGCUGAAGCUAACACCUACAGAAAUGCAGUAGAGACCCAGGGUUCCAGCAUUCCAUCCGAUAUCCAUGCCGGAGAUAAAUCCCCUUCUCCCACUGACGUAUUGGAUGACGAUAGGCUAGGUAAUGGGACAAAGCCCUUGCCAGAGGGUCAAACAAUCACCACUCCCAUUAUGAACCAUGAGUUCACUACAGAGGAUAUUCACGAGUCAAUGGAACCCUGUUCUCAGCCCAGCCUACAACAGUAUCUGUCUGAUGCAAUAUGCAAUCCUACCCAUUCCCACAUUGAUUCAACCCUCGUUAAUGAGGAAAACCCUAUGGACCCCCAUGGCGACAAGCUCAUCUCGAGUUUCCUCGCACCUCAGCCGACAGAUUUUAUAACUCCAGAAAAUACCCAGGGCUCUUGGACGUCAUUCGGCUCUCAUUCACACCAUCUCUCAUUUCCAAUUCACUUGGACCCAAAUUUACCGACUCCGCAACCUUCACAAACCACGGAAGCUACUUUGAUUUCCACUUCAUUGGCUGAAGAUCAGUCAGGUAUCAAAACUAUUGUUGAUGUUUUCCACCCUCCCACUCAGAGCCGCCCCAGCACUUCCUCCUCAGUAUCUACCAAAGUUGAAGAGGCAAGGCCAUCUACCGCCAAUAUUCAAAUAACCGGAACGACAGAUAAUUCUCCUAGCGAAAUACACGAGGCGGUGCAUCAAAAGUCCCCCAGUGAGCCCGCUCCGGUGGUGCCUACUACGGAAACCGAAAUCGACCCAGAAAUUUCUGGACUACGCACCAAAUUUUCAUAUUUUUGCCCACUUUCACGCCUUCUCGAGAAUUUCAAUCAAUCGGUGGACUGUAUCUCGAUAGUUGUCGAUAUCACCCCCAUCAAUCGUGCAACUCAAGGUGCUAAAGACUACUAUGUUUGCCUACGAUUAACCGAUAAGUCACUUGGAGGGUCGACUACAGCCGCCCAAAUAUUUCACAAAACCAGAGAUGCCCUUCCAAUGCCUGCUGAAGGAGACAUUAUUCUGCUACGAAAUUUCCGAGUCCAGAGUUUGAACCACAAGAUGGUAUUGAACAGCACGGAUAACAGUGCGUGGGCAUACUUUUCCCAGGAAAACGAGGAAGAUGUGCAAAUUGAUGGCGCACCGGUUGAAUAUGGGUCCGAAGAACAAGAGUAUGCCGCGCAGCUUAGGAUCUGGUAUGUGCAAGAAGGCUCCGAGUUAGUGGCAAGGAAUAUCGCGCACGAUAGUCAGCGUGAAAGUGUCGAUACUAGCAGCAGAUCGACGAGUGAGGCUGGUAGCCAACUUAAAAAUAUCUUCAAAAAGCGGCGUCGAGCACGGGGUUCGACGAAUCGAAGGAUUACAGUUCAUGAACUGAGGCAUGGAAGACGUUAUGUUGAUGUUGGAUCACCCUCUGACAAUGAGAGUAUACACGAGUUGCGAAACGGGACACUAUACGCCCAUCCAGACUAA
Molecule: messenger RNA, 3351 nt
Organism: Arthroderma uncinatum
Lineage: Eukaryota; Fungi; Ascomycota; Eurotiomycetes; Onygenales; Arthrodermataceae
Exons: 2
Coding region: 1-3351 (1116 amino acids)
Biological process (GO): telomere maintenance
Cellular component (GO): chromosome, telomeric region
Molecular function (GO): DNA binding
Source: RefSeq, a predicted model, not a curated record